Lachnellula hyalina is the source of this 849-nucleotide messenger RNA. RefSeq lists its product as uncharacterized. Bases 1 to 849 code for a protein of 282 amino acids. Gene Ontology annotation, molecular function: protein binding. The record is from RefSeq and is a predicted model, not a curated record. Lineage: Eukaryota; Fungi; Ascomycota; Leotiomycetes; Helotiales; Lachnaceae. The transcript has 3 exons.
AUGGUGUCCUCUCCGUCUUCCGAAUCUUCAUCUUCGCCUACCAUCAACGCCAACGCACCUUCAUCUCCUCUCGGCGCCGACGACCACGACGACGAGCAAGAGCACGAACCUCCUCGACCAUUAUUCUCACAGGUGAUUCCUCAUCAUCCAUUGGAAGCCCUUCAAUCUGCUCUCUUAACCGGCAAAUUCUCCGAUCUUUCCAUUAUCCACGGCACCCGUCUGUGGAAUGCUCAUAGAGUUGUCGUUUGCUCUCAGUCCCCUAUGCUUGAUUCUAGAAUUCGAACAGUGGAGGGCGAUAAAAGCGUUUUGACCCUUACUCAAUAUGACUACGACUCGGUCUGCCUGAUGAUGGAAUAUUUAUACACCUCCAAUUAUACUACGGUCGAUCAAGCCCCAGAUUUCUCUCUUCCCGCCCACGUCAAAGUGUUUUGCCUUGCCGCCGACUUCGCCUGCACGGGUCUAAAGGCGGUGGCCAUGAACAAAUACAGAGAUACGCUUCAAGGCAAACUCAGAAACCUCGAAGUCUUCUACGCCUCUGUGGAAUCCGUGUAUGCAACUACCACCACCGAGCACCCAGAGCUUCGCAUGGCAGUUGUAGAAGCUGCGAUUAUGGAGAUGCGCCUGCUUUUGGCAAACCCAGCUCGCGAGCGUUUUCUUCAGAUUACUUCUGAGGUAUCUGAUUUCCAGGCAGAUAUUAUGGUUACGCUGAUGCAUAACCCUAUGCGUCCCGUGGAUAAAGUCGUUCAGGAGUUGUGUGAGCAAUGCGGUCCUAGGAGCGAGGACGAUGGUUAUGAAGUGACUACGGAGUGCAAAAGUUGUGGUGCUGAGAAGACACUCGAGUUCUACUGA